AUGCGAGCUAGAGUGGCCGAACGCAGAGCAAUUGCAGCAGAAGAAAGGCUUGCUGCUCUCAUGCACUUGAGUGAAACCCAUAACACUUCUGUACCUGAAGUUUCGCUUCAAUCGCUUGGCUCUGCCGAUAGAAUGGUCAUUGGCGGAACAGGGACUUCGGUCAACCCUAAUAUACUUGAGCCGCAACUCUUGGACGAUGAUCGUCACCUGGAUGAUGGCUACCAUGGUAUACCAGAAGAGCCUCCUUCAGAAGGGGACGACUUCAGCUGGGACGAGAUUUCCCGCGUAAACAGAAGCGACGCUAUCGACGUCUCGAAGCAGCACGAGACGCCCACAGAUGAUAGAAACGAAGACGUCGUAGAUGGCAUGGCCUCACUCACAGUGGAGGAGCGUGGUGCAGGUUAUCUGGGUACCUCAUCUGGUGCUGCGAUGUUGCGAUUGCUAAUGCCAGACGCUGAGCCACGAAAUCCCGCUAGACCACGACGGAAGACAACCACUGAAGAUUCCAUCCAGGAUGACAAAAGUCUAGCUUAUGAGGAGCUCGGUCUGACUGAAAUUGAUCUCGACUCCGCCAUCAACGCGUAUUUUGGAUCCUACCAUGUCCAAUAUCCCAUGAUACACGAGCCAACAUUCCGGGCGCAAUACGCGCAAAUCAUUCCGCGCCCAAAUGGCCUAGCUUUUGAGGCACUUGUCUACAUGCUAGGUGCUAUUGGCCUGUUCUCGACAGCGACGACGGCGGACGCAAAGAGUAACGACGACCUCAAGCUUUUCGAGGCUGCCAAACUAAACAUCAAGAUUGACGUGUUAGAGAAAGGCAACAUCACUCUAUUGGAGGUGUUAGCGCUUAUGUCUAAUUAUCUACAGAAGCGAGGAAAGCCAAACAGUGGUUACAACUACUUAGGACUUGCUUUACAUAUGGCUAUGGGUCUUGGAUUGCACAAAGAGUUCGCUAAUUGGAAACUGCCUCCUCUAGCUAUCGAGAACAGGCGUCGUAUCUGGUGGACGUUGUACAACUUGUUUACCGGGGCUCUCGUGACGUUUGGACGACCUUGGUCUUGGCCAGACAAAGGCAUAGAGACAUCUCUACCGCUUAAUAUCCACGAUCGGGAUCUUACUAAUAUCACACAAUCAUGGCCUGAGAAUCGACAAACCAUCACGACAUACACGUUCAUGCUUGCACAGGCAAAAUUCCAUCAAGCGACCGCUGAAGUUUACACACGAGUCAUCUCUAUUCCCUAUCCUGCCGCUUCCGAGCUACUGAGUCUUGACGAUGAGCACUUGGGCAGCUGGCUUCGCAAUCUUGGCCCGUGGUACUCGGCAGACGCCCGAGUGCCUUCGAAGUUUGCGCUUGGUCACCAUAUCAUGCACAACAGGGCCCGAAACUUCAGGAUCAUCAUGUAUCGUCCGUUUGUCAUCCGGAGUGUCUUGAGCGCGGCGAGAGGCAUGGAUGGAUUGGGUCCUUCGCCGGCCGAACAGACCGCAAUCGACCGAUGCCUUGACGAAGCGAAGGCAACCAUCUCCUCAAUUCGCACGUAUUGGUCGAGUCUAGACCAUGGUAGAUUGGCCGCUUGGUACUCUCUUUAUUUUAUUUUCCAAGCUUCGUUGAUACCGUGUCUGUGCUUGCGCAACCAGCCAAAUGCCAUCCUAGCCUCGGAUUGGCGAUCGCAAAUUCAGCAAACGUUGUCUGUCAUGACCGAGAUGAAUUCGGUCAACCCGAGCAGCAUCGAGUGUCAAUCUGUCAUCAUGCGUCUUUGUGGCCAAUUUCUCAGCCCAAUCACGUCUGCGUCAAUCUCUGGUUUUGCUCCUUUAGCGGCCACCGAAGAAAGUCCUCAGACUCAGAUUAACAAUGUCUACUCUAUGAUGUGGCCUAACGCUAGUCCCGCCAGUACUGACUUGCUCAUGAGUGAUUCUCAGUGGGGAUUCAUGACGGACCCGGGACACGUUGGUCUAGAAUCUCUACCAUCUAAUUGGGAUUGGACAUAG
Messenger RNA from Aureobasidium subglaciale EXF-2481, 1983 nucleotides. RefSeq lists its product as uncharacterized. Gene Ontology annotation, molecular function: RNA polymerase II cis-regulatory region sequence-specific DNA binding; zinc ion binding; DNA-binding transcription factor activity, RNA polymerase II-specific. The transcript is spliced from 3 exons. Gene Ontology annotation, biological process: positive regulation of transcription from RNA polymerase II promoter by galactose; DNA-templated transcription. The record is from RefSeq and is a predicted model, not a curated record. The coding region runs from base 1 to 1983 and encodes 660 amino acids. Gene Ontology annotation, cellular component: nucleus. NCBI's taxonomy places the organism in Eukaryota, Fungi, Ascomycota, Dothideomycetes, Dothideales, Saccotheciaceae.